AUUCCUUCAGACGAAAUAUCCGUAAAAUGGCAGGUUUGAAGUGUUCAUGCAUGUACAAGCAAGAGUUCAUUUUCUGUGAGCAAGUGAACGAGAGGUUGCAUAGUUCAAAUGAUUACCAGGCAUUCUUGAAGUGUCUUCAUAUUUACAGCACAAAAAUAAUCACAAAAAAGUAUUUACAAAGUUUUGUAUGCAAGUGGGUGACACGGGAAGAGGCAUUUGCUACAUCUGAAACUUCUUCAAAUUCAACUAAAAAAAAAACCCAGAUGGCUUUGUUGCGUGGACUUGUGGAUAAUCCAUAUUGGUGUAUGGAGAAGAAUUUUUCACUUUUCUGUUGCAUUGUUACUGUUGGACUACCUGAUGUAAGAGGAAGAGAAGAAAUAUUAAAAGUACAUAGCAAGAACAAGAAGCUAGACAAGGAUGUUUCUUUCAAUGUCAUUGCCCUACGAACGCCAGGGUUCGGUGGUGCUGAUCUAGCGAACCUUAUGAACGAAGCAGCCAUUCUUGCUGGUUGGAGAGGCAAAUAUAAGAUUACAUCAAAAGAGAUUGAUGACUCAAUUGAUCGGAUAGUGGCAUGGAUGGAAGGAACCAAGAUGAUAGACGGGAAUAGUAAGAUUUUAGUGGCGUAUCAUGAAAUUGGGCACGCCAUUUGUGCAACAUUGACUUCGGGCCAUGACUUAGUACAAAAAGUCACCUUGAUUCCUAGAGGCCAAGCCCAUGGGCUCACAUGGUUCAUGCCCGGUGAAGAUCCAUCUCUAAUCUCCAAGCAACAACUGUUUGCUAGAAUAGUUGGAGGUCUGGAAGGUCGGGCAGCAGAAGUAGUAGUUUUUGGUGAAUCAGAAAUCACUACCGUUGCAGCAGGGGACUUGCAACAGAUCACUCAGAUAGCAAGACAGAUGGUAACUAUGUUUGGAAUGUCUGAGAUUGGACCGUGGGUAUUGACCGAUCCAGCAGUGCAAAGUAGUGAUCUGGUACUGAGGAUGCUAGCAAGAAACUCAAUGUCAAAAAAACUUGCAGAAGACAUUGACACAUCAGUACGCAAUAUUAUUGACAGUGCGUACGAAAUUGCUAAGACUCAUGUAAGGAACAAUAGAGAGGCGAUGGAUAAGCUAGUGGAUGUGCUAUUAGAGAAGGAAACCCUCACUAGGAAUGAAUUUAGAGCAAUCCUCUCAGAAUUUACUGAUAUCCCUUCUGCAAAUAUGAACAAAAAACCAAUCUGA
Camellia sinensis is the source of this 1217-nucleotide messenger RNA. NCBI's taxonomy places the organism in Eukaryota, Viridiplantae, Streptophyta, Magnoliopsida, Ericales, Theaceae. The record is from RefSeq and is a predicted model, not a curated record.